Messenger RNA from Lucilia cuprina (Australian sheep blowfly), 1274 nucleotides. RefSeq lists its product as uncharacterized. The record is from RefSeq and is a predicted model, not a curated record. The coding region runs from base 1 to 936 and encodes 311 amino acids. Lineage: Eukaryota; Metazoa; Arthropoda; Insecta; Diptera; Calliphoridae. The transcript has 2 exons.
AUGGUUUCGUUGCCCCCUUCACCGUCCUCAACGUCAUCAACAUCGACGCAAUCGAGCACGGCUACACCUCCUCCCCAACAGCAUCUAACACAACAGCAACACAGGCCACUACAACACCCACAGCCACAACAACAAAUACACUCGCAGCCACUAACACCUCAAAUUGCUACCCAUAGACCUGAAGUGUUGACAUUAAUGCAGUUUAAUUGUAACGGCCUCCUUAGUAAGAUCACAGAGGACGGCGUCCAAAUAAUAUCUUACGCCGAUGACUGCUCGAUAUUGGCCACGGGCAAUAGUAUUGAUGACCUUUGCGGCUUGAUAAACAGUUACCUAUGUGAUCUUUCCAGCUUCUUCCAUUUAAGGAAUUUAAAAAUAUCGCCUACGAAAUCCUCAGCAACUCUCUUCACCACCUGGACUAAGGAAGUAGGGCUAGAACUGGAUGUGACUGUCGAUGGCGAAAAAAUUCCGACGGUAAAUCACCCCAAAAUACUUGGUGUCACAUUCGAUAGCCUCCUUAUGUCCUCAGCGCAUACCACUGCAAUCUGCAACAAGAUGCGAAGUAGAAACAAGGUAAUCAAUUCUCUAGCCGGCAGCACUUGGGGAAUGGAUAAAGAAACCUUGUUGACUACCUAUCAAACGAUUGGCCGGUCAGUGGUAAACUACGCAGCGCCAGUGUGGACACCUAGAGUUAGCGACACGAAAUGGAAGAAGCUUAAAAGCUGUCAAAAUGCAGCCCUAAGAACGGUGACAGGCUGCAUUCAAAUGCCAUGCGAAGAACAUCUGCAUGACGAAACGAAGAUGCUUUCAGUUAAGGAACAUAACAUCAUACUGUCAAAGCAGUUCCUACUGGGAUGUCAUCGGAGGGACCACCCUAACCACCAUUUAACGGAGUUAGAACCCCCCGAGGCAUGUCAGGAAAGAUCUUCGUAUGUAUGAGAGUGACAUCCAAGAACACCUGGAUGAUAUAGAGGACGAAAGCUCAUACAGGACAGCUUUGAAUACAAUCCAUCAACAGGCGGUGGAAGACUCCAUCAAUUCCCACCGCGAUAGUAUAAUACUGGGAGGUCGUCCCCCAUCCGUUGCAAACGAGGAACGAAACCUACCACGUCGUACUAGAGUGGUAUUGGCACAACUUAGAUCCGGAUGGUGUACCCGUUUAAACUCGUACUGGUCGAGAAUAAACGACACCAUUCAAGAUCUUUGUCCUGCGUGUAGAAAAGGCCCACACAAUGUUCAACACCUUUUUAACUGUAGGGCAAAUCCAACUCAGUUGG